AUGAACAAGGCAAAGACGCUGGAGGUGCUGCGGGGCAUGAAGUUCAUGCAGCGCAAAGAGGAGGCGAAGCGGCGGGAGUUGUUUGAGAUGAACCACCAGAGACAAUUGGAGGAAAAACUGCGGGCAGCAACCACGACUGGGAGUACUUCUACUACUACUAAUAAUAAUAAUAAUAAUAGUGAUAAUAAUAAUAAUAAUAAUAAUAAUAAUAAUAAUAAUAAUAAUAAUAAUAAUACGGUGGGAUCAUCCUCUUCUGCACAGAAUGGGGGUGUGGCGACUAUUAUUUACGAUGUAGGAUUUCCACGGGACUCGUAUGCUUUAGCACGACGAUCAUUCUUGCGUCAAACAAGCCCAACGGCUACUACGAAAGCCAACGAGGAGGAAGAAGAAAAGCGCAAGAGAGAUGAGAAGAGUAAAUCUGCUAAAGACUCUAAUAAUAAUAAUGAUAAUAACGAUGAUGAUGAUGAUGAUUUUGACGAUGAUGAUUAUGAUGAUGAAUAUGAUGUGAAUGAUCCG
Trypanosoma theileri is the source of this 516-nucleotide messenger RNA. RefSeq lists its product as uncharacterized. The record is from RefSeq and is a predicted model, not a curated record. The transcript has a single exon. NCBI's taxonomy places the organism in Eukaryota, Euglenozoa, Kinetoplastea, Trypanosomatida, Trypanosomatidae. The annotation marks the transcript as partial.